ACCUUAGACCCCUCGUUCGGCCGGAAACCCUCUGUCCGCAUCCACACAUUCACCCGACUACGCCGAGUUGAGCCCGAUAGUUGGCACCCCGAACGUCGACAGCGUGCUCGUGUGUAGCCUCCUCCUGUGCCGAUUGCACCGAACCCUACAGCUAUGAAUAUCCUCGAAUGGGCCUUCGGCAAGCGUAUGACGCCCGCCGAGCGUCUACGCAAGAACCAGCGAAUGCUCGACAAGGCGAUCCGAGAGCUGGAUCAAGUCCGCGUGAAACUCGAGAAGCAGGAGAAGACCCUCGUCGGCCAGAUCAAACAGAGUGCGCAAAAGGGACAGAUGGGUGCGGCCAAAAUCCAAGCGAAGGACCUCGUGCGUACGAGGAGGAUGUCUGCUGGUCCUGUCUACAGAUACGUCGAGAAGUUUUACGGAAUGAGGAGCCAACUGCAGAAGAUCUCCCUGCGACUACAGACCCACCGAACGAACGAGCAGAUGAUGCAAGCCAUGAAGGGAGCCACCGUGGCCCUAGGGAGCAUGAACAAGUCGAUGAACCUACCGGCACUGCAACGCAUCGCCAUGGAAUUUGAACGGGAGAAUGAUAUAAUGGAGCAGCGACAGGAGAUGAUGGACGACGCCAUAGACGACGCCAUGGACGUGGGUCUAGAAGAGGAGGGUGACGAAGUGGUAGAGCAGGUCCUGGAGGAGAUCGGUGUUGAUCUGAACCAAGCCUUUGGAGAGACACCGACUGGUCUCCAGUCCGACAAGGUUACCGAAAGCCGGGUCGCCCAGGCUAUCGGCGGGCCCAGUGGUGGUGGUGGCGGCGGCGGCGGCGGAGACCCUGGUGAUGAUGACCUCCAGGCUCGUCUUGAUAGUCUAAGGAAGUAGGCCCCGGCCAGAACCUUAUCAGGAUCUUGGUCGGGACCGGGGUGCAUUUGCGGCAACUAUAAAUUCGCUAGAAUCGGGUUUGGUGUAGGAUUUGUGCAUGUGGCUUCUGAGCAUGGAGUGUAGGCAUUCUUGGAGGGUGUUUCUG
Molecule: messenger RNA, 1018 nt
Organism: Durotheca rogersii
Lineage: Eukaryota; Fungi; Ascomycota; Sordariomycetes; Xylariales; Xylariaceae
Product: Snf7-domain-containing protein
Exons: 5
Coding region: 154-873 (239 amino acids)
Biological process (GO): endosome transport via multivesicular body sorting pathway; protein transport; late endosome to vacuole transport
Cellular component (GO): ESCRT III complex; multivesicular body
Source: RefSeq, a predicted model, not a curated record